AUUUUGCUGUGUUGGUUCACAACCAGGCUUACGACUCCGACACACACACGGUUACCGUAAGACUCUAACAUUUUGCAACCAGUUUUUUUAAGGUUUGUGACAGGAACUAAAUAGUCAACAUGAGGGAAUGUAUUUCUAUCCACGUUGGACAAGCUGGAGUACAGAUCGGCAACGCCUGCUGGGAGUUGUACUGUCUUGAGCACGGUAUCCAGCCUGAUGGCCAGAUGCCAAGUGACAAAACCAUCGGAGGUGGUGACGACUCCUUCAAUACCUUCUUCAGCGAGACCGGAGCUGGCAAACACGUUCCCCGUGCCGUGUUCGUCGACUUGGAACCAACUGUCAUCGAUGAAGUCCGUACCGGAACAUACCGUCAACUUUUCCACCCAGAACAGUUGAUUACCGGUAAGGAAGAUGCCGCCAACAACUAUGCCCGUGGUCACUACACCAUUGGAAAAGAAAUCAUCGACUUGGUUUUGGACAGAGUACGAAAAUUGGCUGACCAAUGUACCGGUCUUCAAGGUUUCCUCAUCUUCCACAGCUUUGGUGGUGGCACCGGAUCUGGUUUCGCUUCACUGUUGAUGGAACGUCUCUCCGUCGAUUAUGGAAAGAAAUCCAAGCUGGAGUUCGCCAUCUACCCAGCCCCACAAGUCUCCACCGCCGUCGUCGAACCAUACAACUCCAUCCUGACCACCCAUACCACCCUGGAACACUCUGACUGUGCUUUCAUGGUUGACAACGAAGCUAUCUACGAUAUCUGUCGCCGUAACCUCGACAUCGAACGUCCAACCUACACCAACUUGAACCGUCUUAUUGGUCAAAUCGUAUCCUCCAUCACCGCAUCUCUUCGCUUCGAUGGUGCCCUCAACGUCGACUUGACCGAGUUCCAGACCAACUUGGUACCCUACCCACGUAUCCACUUCCCCCUGGCCACAUACGCCCCAGUCAUCUCUGCCGAGAAAGCCUACCACGAGCAAUUGUCUGUCGCUGAGAUCACCAAUGCCUGUUUCGAGCCAGCCAACCAGAUGGUGAAAUGCGACCCACGUCACGGCAAAUACAUGGCCUGCUGCAUGUUGUACCGUGGUGAUGUUGUACCAAAGGACGUCAACGCCGCCAUCGCUACCAUCAAGACCAAGCGUACCAUCCAGUUUGUCGAUUGGUGUCCAACUGGUUUCAAGGUCGGUAUCAACUACCAACCACCAACCGUUGUUCCCGGUGGCGAUUUGGCUAAGGUACAGCGUGCCGUCUGCAUGUUGAGCAACACCACCGCCAUCGCUGAGGCCUGGGCUCGUCUCGACCACAAGUUCGACUUGAUGUACGCCAAGCGUGCUUUCGUCCACUGGUACGUCGGAGAAGGUAUGGAGGAGGGUGAAUUCUCUGAGGCUCGUGAGGAUUUGGCAGCUUUGGAGAAGGAUUACGAAGAGGUCGGUGUCGACUCCGUUGAAGGCGAAGGCGAGGAAGAAGGUGAAGAAUAUUAAACUGUACAAACAUUUGAACCACGUCACGAAUUGUCAUGGUAACAACAACAACCAACACAAAGUGAAUUUCCCGUAAGAUCUGUACAAUGUGUAAAUGUAAAAUAUCGUCUGGGACGAUAUAUUGUAAAUAAUGAGAAGAUAAAACAAAUUUCUUUGAAAUACA
Messenger RNA from Saccoglossus kowalevskii, 1638 nucleotides. Its product is annotated as tubulin alpha-1A chain-like. Gene Ontology annotation, biological process: microtubule-based process. The record is from RefSeq and is a predicted model, not a curated record. Lineage: Eukaryota; Metazoa; Hemichordata; Enteropneusta; Harrimaniidae. Gene Ontology annotation, molecular function: structural constituent of cytoskeleton; GTP binding. Gene Ontology annotation, cellular component: microtubule.